This is a messenger RNA of Scutellospora calospora, 172 nucleotides long. Lineage: Eukaryota; Fungi; Glomeromycota; Glomeromycetes; Diversisporales; Gigasporaceae. The record is from the annotation of a GenBank genome assembly.
GUGCAAAAUAGAGAAGUUCAGAAGUUGUUUCAGUUUUUAAAUCCUACUCUAAAAUUACCUGGACGUCGAGCAUUAGGUAGAAGAAUUUUAAAUUGUGAAAUAAAAGAUCUUGACAAUAAUAUGAUGAUAAAACUUAAAAAUAACUCUGUUGGAUCGACACUUGCUUUUGAUG